UAUUUUCAGUCACACUCCAGUCACACAUUUCAACACACACAUUCUUGUGGGCACAGAUGUGUUUUAUCAUUUUUGUUUGGUCUUGAAAAGUGUUUAAGAGGUGACUGAGGAUACUGGAACAUAGGAUAUUCUCUUCAAGAAGGAAUCAUCACUGAAUCUAACAAGCUCCUCCCACUUACAGAUGCUGUUACACCCCUCCUCCAGAAUCAUGUGGGUUAUUCUGGCCUUGCUGCUUUCCCUCUCCAGCAGUGCUCUGUCGCUGGACAAACUCAACAUCUGUAUGGAUGCAAAACACCACAAAACAGAGCCUGGCCCCGAGGGACAACUAUACAAUCAGUGUACUCCUUGGCGGGAGAACGCGUGCUGCACGGCCAACACCACCUCAGAGGCCCACAAUGAUAACUCCUACCUGUACAACUUCAACUGGAAUCACUGUGGGCAAAUGAGCGAACAGUGCAAGAAACAUUUCAUCCAGGACACUUGCUUUUAUGAAUGCUCACCACAUUUAGGACCGUGGAUACAGGCAGUGGAUCAGAGCUGGCGUAAGGAGCGUAUCUUGGAUGUGCCUCUGUGUAAGGAGGACUGUGAAAGUUGGUGGGAAGACUGCAAGAACGAUUUCACCUGCAAGAGUAAUUGGCACAAGGGAUGGGACUGGAGCUCAAAGAUCAACAAAUGCCCUGAAUCUAGCAAGUGCAGAAAGUGGAGUGAAGUGUUCCCCACUCCCAAAUCCAUGUGUGAACAGAUCUGGUCCAACUCCUACAUUUAUACCACUCAUUCCAAAGCCUCUGGCCUCUGCAUGCAGCUCUGGUUCACUGGGCCAAACCCCAACAAGAAGGUAGCUGAGUACUACCUAAACAACUCACAGCAACGCCCAAGCUUUGCCCUGACGCUGCUAUUCAUAGCUGUCAUAUCUUUCUCUGUAACAAUGUACUAAAAUGAUAUCAUUGACCUAUCCUGUAGGGUAGGCAACCAAUAAAAUUGACUUCCCGUGGCCUUAAA
Molecule: messenger RNA, 999 nt
Organism: Mugil cephalus (flathead mullet)
Lineage: Eukaryota; Metazoa; Chordata; Actinopteri; Mugiliformes; Mugilidae
Gene: folr
Product: folate receptor
Exons: 5
Coding region: 182-934 (250 amino acids)
Cellular component (GO): external side of plasma membrane
Molecular function (GO): signaling receptor activity
Source: RefSeq, a predicted model, not a curated record